Xenia sp. Carnegie-2017 is the source of this 1105-nucleotide messenger RNA. RefSeq lists its product as uncharacterized. Lineage: Eukaryota; Metazoa; Cnidaria; Anthozoa; Malacalcyonacea; Xeniidae. The transcript is spliced from 7 exons. The record is from RefSeq and is a predicted model, not a curated record. The coding region runs from base 187 to 615 and encodes 142 amino acids.
AUUCAGACAAGUCAUUGACAAACAGACACACUCGCUUUAUCCUGUCCAAAUACCUCUUUGGUUCACAAUAGUCUUGGUAAAUCCUACAGGAUAUCAACAGUCAAACCAUCAAAUCCCACCGUAGCCCCAGUUCAACCAGCAAGAAAAUCAUGGUCCGAUGGCUUUUUCUGGCAAUUUUGUAGAAAAAUGGUACGUACUUCCAAAACUUCUCUUAAAAAUGUGGUCAUGCGUCGUAUUCCCAUGGAAUGGACUUUCAAUAGGAACAGAUUGGGUUCUGAAGUUUUAAUGACAGUAUCCUUCAUUUUCCUCAUUUUUAUGCUCCUAUCAACUUACAUUUUAAUGAAUCGAAUUGCGAAGUUGGAACAUCGUUAUCAUCUCGCUCACGAUCCUGAAGGCAUCAACAAGAACCUUUUACCCAGUCCACAAUGGGACGAUAACUGGACCAAAUUACUUAAAGAACAGGAAAAGUCAUUUCAGGACAAGAGAAAAAGAUUUCAUGAAGAACUCAGUGGAUUGAUUUUGUCCGUGAACCACAUGCAAUCAACUUUAGAAAUCAUAAAAGAAGAAUUCAGUUCACCCAAUGAUCGCAAUCAGAUUGACAGUAAUCACCCUUGAUCAAAAACGUGUAGCGAUCUUUACAAUUAAGAAUGAAGGAAUUGAGGAUCGCCUUGGAUCACAGUGGAUCUUUUUGACCCCAAUCUUGAUGACGUCAUCAUCAAAGAUUAUAUAUUAGAAUAGAUAGUGGAGAUGCAUCAUUACUAGCAUAGGCCUCAUGGUAGCGUAAAAUCUUGGCAAUCCUAGAGUCGUUUGUUGCUGGUAAUAUAUCAACGAACGACAUGAUCGAGAGAUAUUUUACGAAAACUAUCCAGAAUCUUUGUUAGUGAUAUGUGUUUAAAUGCUUUUAAUCCUACGGUAUUAAUGGUUUUGAUGUCUGUAAUGUCGCUUUACAGCUGGACUGGAGUGACAGCGAGGCAGAAAUGCUGCUUUGGACGUCACAUUUUAUUUAUUACUCAUGCAUUUCGUACUUGAUGUAAUUUAACCGUUUGCUUUAAUUUAUAUAAAUGGUCGUAUUUAAUAAACGCAAACGUUCUACGAUGACGAUAAA